This is a messenger RNA of Babesia bigemina, 1326 nucleotides long. RefSeq lists its product as hypothetical. The transcript has a single exon. The coding region runs from base 1 to 1326 and encodes 441 amino acids. Lineage: Eukaryota; Apicomplexa; Aconoidasida; Piroplasmida; Babesiidae. The record is from RefSeq and is a predicted model, not a curated record.
AUGGCUGAGCAAAAGGGCGCAGACGCCAAGGAACAGGCGAAACCCGAAACCAAAAAGGUUGAAACGCCUGAAUUCCUCAGGAAAGACAGCACCCUUUCCACCAAAUCUGUGUCUAAAAUGGUCGCUACGGCGACACAGAGACAUGACCGCUGGUGCUUUGAAUCUAACGCGAAAUCGUCUCAGGCCGAUGCGAAUGAACAGUCCAGUGCGCCGAGCUCCCCUACGCGGGAGUCGCUAAAGAGGAUUCCCACCGGGUGUGUAAAGGCUGCAAUCAACUGCUUCGAAUCCGGUCCGCAAACUGAAACUGGAACGGCGGUUGAAAAGAAACCUGUCACGGAAUCGAAGGCAGCCGUCCCGGCCGCCAAGGUGGUGCCUCCCAAGCAGGUUCAGACUGUGUUCGAAAAUAACCCAGUGGCCAAGUCGACCGCCACCAUCAGGGCGUGCGAUGCAGUGCCGUUCCAUGAGGCGCCUUCGGUGUUCGAGAACGAGCCCGUCGCAACCUCGAAGGCCGAUGCGAGGGCAUGCGACUCCCUGCCACUGCGCCAGGCCGAAGCCGUUUUCGAGAACAAUCCAGUCGCCGCCAGCGCUGCGGAUGCCAGGUCAAGCGAGGGCAAUGUCACGAAGGUCACCAGCGGAACUUUCGAGAACGUCCCGCAAGGGAAAUCGAUGGCGGAUGUGAAGCACAGUGACAAGGUCGCGAGAUGCUCUAGCGGCAUGUUCGAAAACACCCCCAAGGAGAGGUCGUCGGCAAGCGUGCGACACAGCGACAAGCCACCUGCUGCUGAGAGCCAAGUGUUCGAGAAUGUGCCCCAGCUGAAGUCGAGGGCGACGGUUAAGUACAGCGACCCAGUCGCGCGCGGAUCCAGUGGCACCUACGAAAACACGCCGGAGGAGAAGUCCAGUGCCACUGUAACUAGCAGUGAUACGCUUAAGAAGCUCUCCAGCAGCACCGGCGGUAUCGAUGAAAUCUCAGGUGAGCUUAAAUCAAGUGGCAGCGUCAAGUACGAGGAUUCCAUGACGACCACUGCCAGCGCCGUCUUUGAAAACGAACCCGAGUUGAAGUCUAAGGCUUCGGUGAGAUAUAGUGACGUGUUGGAUACGGCCGUCCAAGCUCUCUCCGAAAAGGUUUCAGGCACCUUCGAGAAUGAGCCGGCGCUCAGGUCCAGUGCGACCAUCAGGUACGACGAGAAGCUGCAGAACACCCACUCCGGGACGUUCGAGGCCCAGAAAUCUGAGAAAAGCUCUGCCGACUUCACGUCGGGUGGCUCUCUGAUGAACGAACUGCACGCCACCAUGGCUGAGUGCCGUAUCGAUUCCGACAAGUGA